AUGGCAAUGGCAAUGGCCAUGGCCCUGCGCAGGCUUUCUUCUUCCUUUGACAAGCCAAUUCGCCCUGCUCUCUUCAAAGCCACCUCCCUCUAUUACAUGUCUUCUUUGCCAAAUGAAGCUGUAUACGAGAAGGAGAAAUCUGCUGUCACUUGGCCAAAGCAGCUGAAUGCACCCUUAGAGGUUGUUGAUCCAGAGAUUGCUGAUAUUAUUGAGCUCGAGAAAGCAAGGCAAUGGAAGGGGCUUGAGCUUAUACCCUCAGAGAACUUCACUUCUACAUCAGUGAUGCAAGCUGUGGGUUCUGUCAUGACCAACAAGUACAGUGAAGGAUAUCCUGGUGCAAGAUACUACGGUGGAAACGAGUACAUUGACAUGGCCGAAUCCUUAUGUCAGAAGCGUGCUCUGGAAGCAUUUCGCCUGGAUCCUGCUAAAUGGGGAGUGAACGUGCAAUCUCUAUCUGGAUCUCCAGCUAAUUUUCAAGUCUACACUGCAUUGUUAAAACCUCAUGAAAGAAUCAUGGCACUUGAUCUUCCUCAUGGAGGCCAUCUUUCUCAUGGUUAUCAGACAGACACCAAAAAGAUAUCUGCAGUGUCGAUAUUUUUUGAGACAAUGCCAUACAGAUUGAAUGAGAGCACUGGGUAUAUUGACUAUGAUCAGCUGGAGAAAAGUGCCACUCUUUUCAGACCCAAAUUAAUAGUAGCUGGUGCUAGUGCUUAUGCACGUCUAUACGAUUAUGCACGCAUUCGCAAGGUUUGCAACAAACAAAAAGCUAUACUGUUGGCAGAUAUGGCACACAUUAGCGGAUUGGUUGCAGCUGGUGUCAUCCCAUCACCUUUUGAGUAUGCAGAUGUAGUGACCACCACAACUCACAAGUCACUUCGCGGGCCACGAGGGGCCAUGAUUUUCUUCAGGAAGGGAUUAAAAGAGGUUAACAAACAAGGGAAAGAGGUGUUUUAUGACUACGAGGACAAAAUCAAUCAAGCUGUCUUUCCUGGGCUUCAAGGUGGUCCACACAAUCACACAAUUACUGGUUUAGCAGUUGCUUUGAAGCAGGCUACAACUUCAGAGUACAAAGCGUAUCAAGAGCAAGUGCUUAGUAAUUGCGCAAAAUUUGCCCAGAGUUUAGCUGAGAAAGGCUACGACCUUGUUUCUGGUGGAACUGAGAACCAUUUAGUUUUGGUGAAUUUGAAGAAUAAGGGUAUAGAUGGCUCCAGAGUUGAAAAGGUGCUCGAAUCUGUUCACAUUGCUGCAAACAAAAACACAGUUCCUGGAGAUGUGUCUGCCAUGGUUCCUGGUGGCAUCAGGAUGGGUACGGGCCUCUACUUGACACGACAACCGACUUUUCUUGAUAAAUGUAAUUGCACAUCAGGAACUCCGGCUCUUACUUCUAGGGGAUUCGUUGAAGAGGAUUUUGCUAAGGUGGCAGAUUUCUUUGACGCUUCUGUCAAGUUGGCGGUGAAGAUCAAGGCUGAAACCACAGGUUUGUACCUCUCCAGUAUCUUCGCUGCCUCCCCCAGAGCUGCUUUUGAUUUGGUUACUGCUCGUGGCCAUUCUUGGCCAAGCAAUUCUUGA
Messenger RNA from Dovyalis caffra, 1569 nucleotides. Lineage: Eukaryota; Viridiplantae; Streptophyta; Magnoliopsida; Malpighiales; Salicaceae. The record is from the annotation of a GenBank genome assembly.